Messenger RNA from Archocentrus centrarchus (flier cichlid), 2718 nucleotides. It is a transcript of the gene slc25a39, whose product is annotated as solute carrier family 25 member 39. Gene Ontology annotation, cellular component: mitochondrion. Gene Ontology annotation, biological process: mitochondrial transmembrane transport. The transcript has 12 exons. The record is from RefSeq and is a predicted model, not a curated record. Bases 561 to 1637 code for a protein of 358 amino acids. NCBI's taxonomy places the organism in Eukaryota, Metazoa, Chordata, Actinopteri, Cichliformes, Cichlidae.
AGCUAGCUCGCUGCUACUCAGAUAAUGUGCACUGAAAACGCAGGUGGCUGACAGCGCAUUUCAGAGAGGGUUUCUUCAGUGAAUGUGAUAAAAUUCAAUCAUCAUUGAAGCUAGCUGUUCCUCCUCUUAUCAAACGGCGCUUUAGAUUAUUUAGUGUUGUCACAGAUAAAGUCAGCUAACAAAAUGAGGAAAAGAACACAGUGUACCAGCACUGGAUGUCAUGCUGCAGCCGUUGUGUUUUGCAGAGUUUUUGCAGUGAGGCAUCUAAUCUGCAGUUUGUAACAUUAAUGUAACAUCUUGUCAGCAUAUGUGAAACAUUUAUCUGGACUCAGACGUGACAGUUCUCCAUGCAGUGUUAUAUAAUUGAGAUUAAAGAGGGAGAGAGCUUCUCAUGUAAACACAGGAGGUGAGCUGCAUGUCUGUUGUGGGCACUCAGUGGAAGGACACUUCACCAGGCAAAGAAGCUUAUUGGGUAGACUAACCAUGAGGGCUAUUCCUGUCAGUCUAAACUCUAAUAAACUCCCGGAAUAGGACCAGCCAGGGAAGCAAAGGUGGGCAGAAUGGGCGAGCGGGGUGUCAGCAGCCCUGUGGCUACCAUCUCUCCAGUGCAGCAGAUGCUGGCCUCUGGCACUGGAGCCCUCCUCACAUCUCUGUUUGUCACACCACUGGAUGUUGUGAAGAUCAGGCUGCAGGCUCAGCAGACACCAUUCCACCAAGCUUCAGGGUCUUUAUCUGCUCCGUGGGAUGGUGUCUCACGCCGUUCCAAGUGGAAGUGUUUCCUGUAUUGUAAUGGGCUGAUGGAUCACAUCUAUGUUUGUCAGAAUGGAACCAGUUGCACCAGCUGGUACAAAAAGCCCACACAUUUCAGCGGGACUCUUGAUGCUUUUGUGAAAAUCACUCGCCAUGAAGGACUCCGGUCUUUGUGGAGUGGGCUACCACCAACUCUGGUUAUGGCAGUACCUGCUACUGUCAUUUACUUCACCUGCUACGACCAGCUCCGGGACUUCUUGAGAUUCGGUGUGGGUCUUCAAGGGAGCCACGUCCCUCUGGUUGCUGGGGGUCUUGCCAGAUUGGGGGCUGUGACAGUGAUCAGCCCUCUGGAGCUGGUCAGGACCAAGAUGCAGUCCUGUCAGCUGUCCUACAGCGAGCUGCAGACAUGUAUCCGCUCUGCUGUGGCCCAGGAUGGACUGCUGUCUCUCUGGAGGGGCUGGGGACCCACCGUUCUCAGAGAUGUGCCCUUUUCAGCUUUGUACUGGUUUAACUAUGAAAUGGUGAAGGCCCAGCUCUGUGAACAGUCUGGAGUUCCACAGGCCAACUUCUCCAUCAGCUUCACAGCAGGAGCUGUCUCUGGAGCUAUCGCUGCAAUCCUGACGCUGCCCUUUGACGUAGUAAAAACUCGGAGACAGAUCCAGCUGGGAGAGAUGGACACUUCAGGAGUUUCCUUAAAGAAAACCUCAUCCACCUGGCACAUUAUGAAGGAAAUAUGGGCUGAGUUGGGCUACAGGGGCCUUUUUGCGGGUUUCAUGCCCAGGGUGAUCAAAGUUGCCCCAGCCUGUGCUGUUAUGAUAAGCAGCUAUGAGUUUGGAAAGGCCUUCUUCCAAAAGAUGAACCUUGAUCGAGAGCAGCUGGCAUUGUGAAGGCUGUGGGUGUGCUGCAGUUUGUUUGUCACAGCAGAACAUGCAGAGACUGAAUGAGGACAGGCCUGAGGAUUCAGGCUAUCUGCAGGGAUCUCUUUACCCCAAAUCCAGCCCCCUCAUCUCACACUUUCAUCCCUGGACACAAUAAUUAGCCUGAAUCCCAGGCAGAGAUUCACUGGGACCACAGACUUUGUGUGCUUAUUGAAGUAAAGUUUAGAAACUUUGUUUAGUGCUAAUGUAAAGCAACUUGUACCAAAUUAUUGUACUCUUUUUGUAUUCUCAUUUUCCAAUGAAAAAGAGGAAAUGGGGAGUAAAUCUGAAUGGAGACCCUGAACCCACACACCUGCUGUCCAGGUCAGUGGUGGGAAACCAUUGUAAAGGCUGCAUCCUUAUCAGGAAAAUGUUCGUUUUGCAUCACCUGACAAACUGCAUGGCAUGUCCAGACCUGUUCAUUACAGAGAUCCUAUCAGAGUAAAGCAUGACAAUUUUGACAUUUAUCUGCUGUGUAGAUGAUUAAAUAAAUAUGGUUUGUAUGCUGGAUAGAUCAAGAGUACUUUGAGUGCUGUGAAAUGAAAUCACAAAGAUCAGCUACAGGUUAUUUUGUUGCUGGAAUUCAAGAAAGCCAUACUGUGAGUUUUUUUGAAAAUAACUAAAUUAGUUUGGCUAAAUUGAAGUAAGCCUUAUUGGAAUAAAUGGUAUGAUUAUUCCAGUUAUGACAUAAUUUUCUUUGAAAACCACUUCAGCAAAUUUUCUGAAAAUCACACAGAUAUCUCCAAGAAAUUUGGGGAGACUUGCAACAAAAAGCAAUAACAAAAAGGAGAAAAGCUCCUCAGGUCAUGAAGUGUUUUAACUUGUUAUCCGCAAUGAACAAAAGAUCAAAACUUGACAGGACACUGGGUUGCGAAACAAAAUCUUACUGCCUUAAAUUGAAAGGUAAUGUAAAUGUGUGUCCUUUGUGUGCUUUUUUUUUGUAUGAGUGAAGUAGUAUGAAAUGUUAAGACAGCUGAUCUUUGACCUAUUUCCUAUGGUGUAGUAUUGUAAAUGACCACUAUUGUUUAAUAAAACUCAUUUGUACUAGUUA